This is a messenger RNA of Funneliformis caledonium, 512 nucleotides long. The record is from the annotation of a GenBank genome assembly. Lineage: Eukaryota; Fungi; Glomeromycota; Glomeromycetes; Glomerales; Glomeraceae.
ACCAAAUAAAUAUCCGUGGCUGUGAAUCAUUUCCUGGUAAACUAAUACCUCCUACAUACAAAAUAACAAUGAGAAAAUCUCUAAUUAACUGCUUAAUUAGUUAUUAUGAACGGGUUUAUGCUGACCUCAGAUACAAAUUCUAUUCUGGAAUUCAAAAGCAAGACAAAGAUGCAAUAUUUGUUUCAUCUUCAAUGAUACGUAUAUCUGCUCUUUACAUUGCUGAUGAACGGUUUAGAUCACAAUUAUGUCGUUCUGAUCUUGAUGCCAAUGUGAUGGUUGCUUUUUUAAAUAAUGAAGAUAAUCUUGAAUACUGGCCAGCAACUAUCUGUUAUUUUUUUAAGCAUACAAUAGUAUUACCAAAUAGACUUACAGAACAUAUAUUGGCAAUAGUUGAUUGGUAUAGUAAACAUAGCAAAAAAGAUCAUUUUAAUGUUCCACAACGAGGAUUAUCUAAAACCCUUGACAGAGUUAUUCAAAAUGGUAUGAGACAUGUUGAAUUAUGGAAGCUUUAA